GACGUUACUUUUUGUGCCACUGCAGUCUCCGUAGACAUCUAAACAUGGCGUCGUUCUGCAAACGAGUUAUGUAGCUUGUGUCCAGCUAUGUUCUGAUUGAAAAAAAAUCCAAGGGUUCCAUAAAAAACUGACAGUAAGAAUAAUGGGAUUUCAGUAUUUGUUUAGCGGUAUAUCGAAGUGUUGGUCUAGUCUUGUACGUCAUCGAUUAUCAAACGUUUCGCGAUUGCGGAACCUUAGCGAAGUGACACCGAGAGAGAUCUUGAGCCAUCCAUCACAUCCACCUUCACCAUCGUCGACAUGCACUGGCAUGAGCAAUGGCCACCUAUAUAGCCGUAUAAGAGUAGCAUACAGUUUGGGGAGAGAGGGUGCUAUAUGGGCAACAGAUACGUUGUGUUUUGGUCUGUUAUCAAUCCGCUCAAGAGUCAACACACAAAAACGGUACUUUCAUGUUAUGAAGAAACUGCACCAACAGGUGCCUCUUUCCCGCCCUCUUUCUACAUCGACAGCAGUUGCAAAAGACGUGAUUCUGUUUGAGCACGACCGAACAAGGUUCUUUCGCCUCUUAGCAGUCUUCUGUGGUGGUCAGUUUCUUUUCUGGACAUACCUGGCCCACUUUGCCUUUACUGGUCUUCGAGACACUGGUGGAAGUGGUUCUGGUGGGAGACAUGUCUCCACUACUGGCUUGGCCGGACUUUGGAGUUUCGAUAUGAACCUGGGAUCUAAUGCUUGGAGAUAUGGAUUCACACUGGCAUGCCUUGUUAUUGGUGGAGGGAUCAUGGGACUUGGUGCUCUGUUCUGCCGGCGUUCUGUCAGCCAGGUGAUUCUACAUAAGGGGGGUGGGAUGGUCACCGUGUCGACACAGUCACCCCUGGGACCAAACAAGGGACAGAGAAUUACUGUACCCUUGUCACAAGUGGCCUGUUACGCCCACAGACAAGAGUCUCCUACUUUCAUUCCCCUCAGGGUGAAAGAUCACAAGUUCUACUUUCUUUUGGACAGAGAAGGCACACUGAAUAAUCCCAAACUGUUUGAUGUUACAGUUGGGGCAUAUCGAUUUUUCUAGGUGUGUCAAGAUAACAAUGUGACUUGUCCCCCAUUGUCAAUGCAACAUUGUGUCAGUACAAUGGUGUUGAUUGGAAUGAAUUCAUUUACAUUUACAUUUAAGUCAUUUAGCAGACGCUCUUAUCCAGAGCGACUUACAAAUUGGUGCAUUCACCUUAUGUUCUGAACAUAAACCAUUAAGUUUACAAAAUC
This is a messenger RNA of Salmo salar (Atlantic salmon), 1254 nucleotides long. RefSeq names its product transmembrane protein 223 (gene tmem223). The record is from RefSeq and is a predicted model, not a curated record. Gene Ontology annotation, cellular component: mitochondrion. Gene Ontology annotation, biological process: nervous system development. NCBI's taxonomy places the organism in Eukaryota, Metazoa, Chordata, Actinopteri, Salmoniformes, Salmonidae.